UCACACACCCCUGUUGUUAUCCACCAAAAACCUCAGCCUUAUUGCUGACGCAGGUCAUAACGACAGAUUCAGCGGAGACAGGAGGCGUCUGUAACAGAUGAAAUAAGAGCCAUCAAACAUCAGAUAACAGAAAUGGAAAACAUGCAACUUCUAACUGUUCUUACAGGACUGUGCUACUUGUCUUUCUGUGCCUCCCAGAACCAAUACGUCUUAUUCCAAACCCCCAAAACCUGGAAGGAGGCGCAGAGCUACUGCAGAGAGAAAUGUGUUGACCUGACCACCUUCUACAACAUGAAACAUAUGAAAACCAUCCUGAAACGUGUCGAGGGCAAAUACGAUGAUGAUGUGUGGUUUGGGCUUGUGAAAGGGAAGACCAUGGGAUGGCACUGGUCUAUAACGGCCAGCGGUUUCUACAAGGAGGGAGAAAACAAUUAUUUGCGCUGGGGUACAAGUCCUUUUAACCUCUGCGGGACUUACAAAGAGGGAUAUUUGUACACACAGCCUUGUCACUAUCACUUCCCCUCGGUUUGUUUUGAUGUAAAAACAGAUGGCACAGCUCAGUACAUUCUGAACACAACCCCAAUGGGCUGGACCGAGGCUCUGCACUACUGCAGGGACCGCUACUUCGACCUGACCAGCAUGAGGAACGAAGAAGAGCAUUCAGCUGUCCGAAAACUUGUUGAUGGCCAGGAAGUGUGGGUCGGUGUCUUCUGCGAUCCCUGGGCUUGGUCAGACGGAAUAUAUUCUGCGUUGAGGUAUUUUACAGUGAAGCAGGAAGUCGGGGGCGUGGAUGCUGAGGACUGUGGCGUCUUGCUGAGGAAUGAAUCCGGUAAAUGGGGAACGCGGGAGUGUUCAGAAACUCAUCCUUUCAUCUGUUCCUGCAGAUCUUCAGUAGAAAUCAGUAAGAGGCGUUACAAAGUGAGGAUCAGCACAAAGGACUCAACGUUGGAUCUCAAUGACCCUGCAGUGCAAGAGAGUAUCUUGGAGCAGAUGAAACUGAAGAUGACCGGCACCGGCCAGGAAAAGUUACAAUGGAACAAACAACCUGACGGAAGGGUUUUUAUCAAGGAUGAUCUCUGAAAAACAGCUUUCAUUUUUUCAAUCUAUAUUAAGUCUGAAGAUGUAGAAAAGAAAAGAUUAACUUAAACUUAUAACUUAAAGUAACCAACGUAAUAAACAUGUUAGUUACUGCAUUUAGUAUGUGUAAGUCAAGUAAUGCCAUUAAUUUCACUUAGUUAUUAGAGCGUUUUAUCCAAAACAACGUACAAAUGAGAUCAACACUAUUGAGGCUUUAGAGAUUUAAGAAACCCUGAUAUGAGAAUUAAGUACCGAAUUAAAAUUUUGUCGUUUAUACUCAAAAUAGUCAUGACUUGUGUUUGUUUGUGUUUAUUUUAUGUUUGAUUAUGAACAGAAGCUUAAAAUGUUCUUGUUUUCAUAGUUUCUAAUCAAAACCCCUUUAUGAUACUUCGAUAGUGCAGUAGUCAACCAAUCAAACUUUAUUGAUAAACCACUUUUCAUACAAAAAUGUAGCACAGAGUGCUUUACAUGUUUAAAAUGUAUAUUUUUUUAAAGCGUCAACAUUCUCUGCGGCACUCAGCUCCACCAGCAGGCUAAACCACAGUCGUGGGGCAUAGAAGUGGAAGACCGGUACCAGAGGAUCUGCAAGGGUUGGUAUGGUAAAAGCAUUUCUGCAAAAUAAGACGGCCCAAGACCAUUCAGACACUUAAAAACAACUACAAGGACCUUAAAAUCAAUCCUGCGAGAUACGGGGAGCCAAUGCACGGAUCUUAAAACUGGAGUAGUAUGGGCCCGCUUUCUGGUCUUCGUCAGGCUUCGAAUUCUGGAGCAACUGAAGGUGUGAUAUGCUUUUUCUGGGAAGACCAGAAAGUAGGACGUAGCAAUAAUCGAUACAACUAAAAAUAAAAGCAUGCAUUAGCAUCUCCGUGUUGGUCAGAGAGAGAAACUGGCGGACUCUGGCUAUAUUUUUAAGAUGGUAAAAUCCCGUUUUCACAACCGGCCUUAUGUGAGGAAUAAACGUAAGUUCAGAAUCAAAAAUUAUGCCCAAAUUUCUGACUUGGUUUAAUGAAUUUAGUGAUAACGAAUGUAAUUUCAAGAAAUGUUCUGAGCCUCAGGACCAAUAACUAAAACUAGUAACAAUUCAUAAACGUUACUCUAUGUAGCAAUAACACUUUUGGCCACAUGGGGGCUUAAAGCUCUGCUGUGCUGACUUUGACCAUGCAAUUGUGGAAAUGUGAAUUGAGGCUUGAACUUUCUGAGAUAUGCUGCCCCCAUGUGGUCCCAAUGGAUUUUCCUUCAUAAAGAGGGUGUAAUGACAUAAAUGUGUCUGUAUAUUUGCUUGAAAUCAAAUUGUA
Molecule: messenger RNA, 2372 nt
Organism: Cololabis saira (Pacific saury)
Lineage: Eukaryota; Metazoa; Chordata; Actinopteri; Beloniformes; Belonidae
Product: C-type mannose receptor 2-like
Exons: 6
Coding region: 133-1080 (315 amino acids)
Source: RefSeq, a predicted model, not a curated record